AUCGCGAGAUCCCACUGCAAAGUUCACACAACUGCUUCCGUGUUAGCUUCUUGUAGCUAGCGCGUUAACUCGUUCGUGGCUAGUUGCUAAUGGUUACGCCACAGAUCUGAAGCAGGUUUGAGCGGCUCAGUGGCAGCAGAGCCUCAGAAUCAUGAGGAAGAGGAGGAGGAGGAGGAGGAGGAUCCAACUGGCAGACAUCUGAACCUCGUCUGAGUGUGUGUGUGUGUGUGUGUGUGUGUGUGUGUGUGUGUGUGUGUGUGUGCAUGGAGGAUGUGGUGCUACAUCACCGUCCGGACUCUGCCUCUGGGCUGCGCUGUCUGCUCGACACCACACAGAAGCUUCUGGAGCCUUUCCCCCGGCGGACUCCGCCCACCUUCACGCCCUGGUUCCCGCCCUCCGCCGACCGCCGGCUGCCGAUCAGACCGGGCCGAGCGGCGCCCGUCAUCACGGCAGCCAUCAUCCAGGAAACAGCAGCAGAGGCCCAAACGCCUCGGGGCUCCUCGGUGUGUGAAAGAGCCGCAGCGCCCGUAGGAUGGACGCCACAGACCGCGGGAAGAGACGACCGGCUCGCCUGUGAGCGCAGGCCGGAGCCGGCGGCGACUAAACCCCCUGAAGAAGACGAAGAGCCGGAGCUCAGAGACGUCCACCUCGUCACCGACAGACCAGCGCGGCCUGACCCACAAGCGGAAACACUAAAAAAACCGAACCGCCCCGCACCGGCGGCGGCGCUCUCUGGCCGAGCAGCGAGCGCCAAGUCUUCGCCUGAGAAACAGCCUCAGAAGGACGGCGGUGACGCGGGAGGCAGGAGGUCGUGGAGCGUCUUGGCGCAGAAAGGCACGGCGGCGUGGAGCUCGGUGUCUCUGUCCAGCCACUUCCUCGGGACGGUGUGCAAACACCGGCUGCACCUCCACCAGAGAGCCAAGUGGGUGAUCAGCCAGCACAACUGCGGGGCGUCCCGGGACAUCGAGCAGGUUUGGCGGGCGGUGAGCCGGGCGAUCCGGAGCUGCAGGCUGCCCACCUGUAACGGGAACAUCCAGCGCUCCCAGGCGGAGAUCUGGCUGUUCUGCGACCUGCUGUACUCGGAGCUGGUGGGAACGUUCCUGAAGGACGAGCUGCGGCUGGCGGGCAGCAUCAGCCUGUCCGUCCACAAGCUGGGGAACAUCUUCAGCCUGUAGACGCCGCCGCCGGCACGGGCGCUGAGACUGAGGCGGCUGUCAUGAUGAUAAGACUCACAAUAAAGUAAAACCAGUUUACAAAAUGCUGUGACAGACACAGCAAAAACAGCCUAACAACUUGAAGACAUAAUCACCAUGUGAGGUUUCAACAGGCAAACCAAAGAUGCAAAAACACAGAAAAGAGAAAACAGAAGGAUGUUGAAAGAUAAAGACAGUAAAAGAUAAAAAGGCAAUAGAAGCAAAAAAGCAAAUAUAGAUUAAUAACUAAAGCUACAAGAAUAAAAGCAAUAAUAAAUAAAUAAAAUAAAGGCAGGUCUGAAAAAGUGGGUUUUAAAAGAAGUCACUGACUGUGCGUGUCUUACCUCCUGAGGCAGGACGUCCCAAUGCUGAGGGGUCCUGAUGGCAAAAAGCUCAGUCGCCUCCCAUGGGGCGGUGAUAUUUUAUGAUAUUUUUCCUUUGUAAUUUUUUUUUUCUCCCUACAGUGGCUCUAAUACACGGAUGUAUUGAAGUGUUUUUUAUCGGCGUCACUCUGGAAGCUGCAGUGAUGAACUGAGCAGCAGGACGCAAACAUCAUUUCAUCUGAUGAUGAACAUAUGAAGGUGUUUUUUUUUAUGAUCCACCUCCUGAAUGAAAUGAACUGAGAAGUGAGUGGAAACUACUGACGACAGAAGAUUUUGAUCUCUGUGCCUGUUUCUCCUCUGUGUUGUAUAAUUUAUGGAUUUGAGAAUGUGUUUCUGUGUUAAAGACGUGUAUCUUUCAUAUUGAUCCAUUCGUCACUUUUAUGUUUAAAUAAAGAAAUAUUUUUUUAAUGGA
Molecule: messenger RNA, 1988 nt
Organism: Myripristis murdjan (pinecone soldierfish)
Lineage: Eukaryota; Metazoa; Chordata; Actinopteri; Holocentriformes; Holocentridae
Gene: shld3
Product: shieldin complex subunit 3
Exons: 4
Coding region: 264-1175 (303 amino acids)
Biological process (GO): negative regulation of double-strand break repair via homologous recombination; positive regulation of double-strand break repair via nonhomologous end joining; positive regulation of isotype switching
Source: RefSeq, a predicted model, not a curated record